UUCACUUCUGUUCGGUGUGGUGUUGCGGUGAUUUUGAGGGACCAGCUAAAGAGAGCGAAAGAGAGAAAGAAAGAGAGAGCGAGAGAGCGAGCGAGAGAGAGAGCGAGAGAGAAAGGGGGGUGAGAGAGAGAAGAGAGAGUAAACUCUUACGCUCGCACGCGCUCAUCGCGAGGGUGCGAAAAAAGAGCCCGGGUUCUCUUUAAAAGACGAUCGUCACAUCGCGGCUUCGGAGCACAAGCACGUAGUGCUUGCCGUAAAUCUCCGGUAGAUACGCGCGUCCGACACGGUGCAAAAUAACUAACUAAAUCGACCGUGCAUCGAGAGGGGAUCACGUCGCCGCAUCGUCGAGCCGUCAGGGUCGUCCGCCGUCGACGACCGUGCUGGAUAGGGUACGGAAGAAGAGUGCCGACAUGUCGGCGUUGAACGCCGCGCUUUGUAGACGCGGGAUAAUCCUCUGGCUGGCCGCCGUCCUACUGCUGGCGUCACGAUCCACGCAUUCUGCGCCGGUAUAUGACCAGGAUACCACACAGAUCGCAGAGUACGAUGGAACCACCGGUGGAUGUUACUUCAAUUAUCAGCGGUAUCAAGAAGGCGAUAGAAUCAUGACAAGUGAACCAUGUCUAAACUGCACAUGCCACAAUCGAAUGCUGAUGUGCUACUUGAAGGUCUGCCCCUUCACGAAAGCGAUCGGUCAGGAUUGCACGGUGGAGAAACGUCCGGAUCAAUGUUGCCCCGUGAUUACCUGUCCGGAAGUACCGGUUCAACUGUUGACAUCAACAACGAGUGCACCGGAUUCCACGGAAGUUGGUUUCCAUGACAAUUAUGGCUGCCAUGUCGACGAUAGGUUUUACGCAGACGGCGCUAUGCUACCGUUGGAUCAUCAUAAUCCUUGUGAGCUUUGCUACUGCAUCAGAAAUAGAACUACUUGCGUCAUGCAAGAGUGUACUUUACGAGUGGCUGGAUGUAAACCGGUCUAUCAACCGGGUGUAUGUUGUCCGAUCAAGUACAAUUGCGAAUACGAUGAGGAACCUAGCACCACGGUUGGUCCAACUCCCGGUCUCAUCAUGACCACAACGCUACCUCCUGGCGUAUUACCUCAAUGUUAUUACGAGGGUAAAGUCUACGAAGAUGGUGAUCUGAUUUACUCCACUCAACCUUGCCAGCAUUGCUAUUGCUUCCGAGGCGAGAUCGCUUGCGCGGUGCAAAAUUGUGGAACGCCGAUGCAAGCGCAUGGAAAGAAUUGCACGGCCUUACCGCCACCGGAAGGAGAAUGUUGUCCGACCACAUACCAGUGUGAAGAAGAAGUCACAACGGUACAAGGUGAAGGUGAACAACAGUUUCCGGAACAAGUACCACAUGAUCAAAUAACCGAAUCCCCCAUGCUGAUUGACCAGGAAGAUCAGCAAGUGAAGGGCGAACAUCCUCAGGAAGAAAUGUUCCCAGGUAUCGACAACAAUAUACCGCAGGUUCCAGAAGAAGAAGAAGAAAAGAAUAUUGAAGGAACUAUCGAACAUAUUACUCAGGGACACAUUUCGUCGACCGAGACAUCUGAAGAACAGACCGCAACACUACCGACAGAAGAAAUAGAAACUACUACUGUUGAGAAAGAAUCCAUUCCUUCUCACGAACAUGUUACCGAUACUUCUCCCGCUGAGAUAAUACCGAAGGAAGCAGAAGCGGCGGAAGUGCCUUCUGAAAUAGAAGCAACAAAGCCGGAAGCUCCUACGACAGUACAAGGAACUCAAGAAAGUUUAGUUACUGAAGCACCUGUCACUGAAUUACCAGAAACUUCGUCCAUCGCGGAAGGCUUGAAACCCGAAGAGGAGACGUUAACAACAGAACAUGCUGAAGAGGGACAAUCGGUCGAACCUUCUGUUAGUGAAGCAACUCAGACUGAAGGUCCGAUACAAGAAGAGGAAACUUCUAGCCCGCACGAAGAAUUAUCAACGCAAACACAAGAAGAAAUUGAAAAGACAACAGAAGAAGGACAGAUUAGUGUGACGAAAGCAUCGGAAAGACCAGAGAUUUCAACUGAAAUUGUUGAAAAGACAACUUUGCCAAUUGAAGAGCCUGGUACCAGCACUGUUUCUGAAUCUGUCAGCGAGCAGCCAAAGGCAGAUGAAGGUAAACCAGAAACUAUACCAGAUGAACUCUUAGCAACGGAAACGGAAUCACCGAAAGAAGAAGAAACUGUGACUGUCGCUCAUGAGAUAUCCAGUACUGAACAAAUCAUUAUUGAGAAAGAAGAAGCGACGGAAACCGCUGUUACGGAAAAUGUUCCGUCGAUUGACGUAAGAGGUCCUUCUACAGAACAACCUGCCGAAGGACAGGAACCAGUGACAAGCGAGGUUGAAAAGAAACAGCCGGAAGAAACAUCUGAACACGCAAUAACUGAGGAACAAGCUACUGUCGGAGCUAAGAAAGAAGAUGCUGGCUUGACUGAAAGUUCAGUGACGAGCGAGGAACCUAUUAACACGGAAGGGCCACAUAUGGAGGAAGAAUCAACUCCGAAAAUUCCAGCUCAAGGUCCAACUGGCAUACCGAUUCCCGAACGAAGCCCAGAACAGAAAGCAGAAGAUGAAAAUGUGUAUCAUGUGACAGAAGACUAUCACGGUGUCACGCAUCCAGAAAUUAGCUCCGAUAAUCUCAUGACUGAACCUCCGCAGAAAAUACCUACAACGUAUUUCCCGCAAGAACAAGAGACCACGCUAACUCCGUCAGAAGAAACUGCAAAACCAAUUGUGACGGAAGAAACCGAGAAGCCGAUAGAAGAAGCUACGGAAAUAAACCUUCCAACUCAGCGUAAACCUGAAAUCACUACAGUUUCUGAAGAAGCAAUAACGCAAAGUACACCUGCUGUUACCGAAGUUCAGGUUAGCACAGAAUCUUCUACAACUACUAUUACUCAGAAAGUACCAGAAGAAGAAGUACCUGAGAAAUCGAUUGUGCCAGAAGAGAUAGCAACCGAAGUACCACAAACGGAAAUUCAAAUAACGGAAAAGUCUCCCAGUGGCGAAGAAAUACCUACAAAAGGACUUGAAGAAUCUGGUGAAAGUUCUCCUGGAGAAGGCAGUAGCGAAAAAGGUGAGAAAGAAGUGCAACCAAAGAAGGAAGAGGAAAUAGAAACGCAAUCUCCAAUCGUAACGGAACCAGAAAUAGCUCCCGAAACAUUCACAUCUAUCCCAGCGGAACAUUCGACAGUGCCUUCGGGUCUUGAGAAAGAACAUGCAACGGAAAGUGAAUAUAGUACUACCGUAAUUUCCUUUGCUGAGCAAUCAACGCACGUGCCACAAGUUGAAGAGAAAGAAACUGAAAUUAUUCCUGUUGAAAAAGAAGAACCAAUUACUGAAAAACCAGUUGAGGAACGUGUUACAGAGCAUCCCACUGCAACAUCUGGCAUAAUUGGCGAAAAAGAGAAAGAAUUACAAACCGAAGAACCUGUUUUGAAAGAGGAGCAAACCACGAUAGAAGCUGAAGAAAAAUCUACAAGUCGAGUACCUGCUGUCGAAGAAAGAAUAACUGAGCAACCUGAACAAUAUUCUACAGAGAAAGCUUUGGAAGAAGUUGCUGUUACGAAAAUUCAUGGUCCGGAGGAAACAGAAGGUACGAAAGGCGUGUCAACAGAAAGUACAGAACAAAUUACAACAACGAUAACAGAAAAGGAACCACUUGAGGAAACUGUAGAAUUGAAACCAACGGAAAUUACUGGCAUCGAACAAACAGAAUUGCCCAUUGAACAUCCUACGGAAACAGAUGAAAUUGAAAAAGAAGACGUCGAAAAGAUUUCUGCAUCUCCACCUACGGAAAGUGUACAAACAGAUAUUUCUGCAGUUGAAACUGAAACAACGACCGUAGAAACAGAAAAGGUGCAGACUGAGCCUUCCGUCAGCGGAGAAUAUACACCAAGUCAGCCUUCGAUUCCUUCAGAUCGCAAAGAAGAUCUGGAACCUAUUGAACCAGAAGAACAAUUAACGCAGAAACCAGAGAAGGAAAUAAUUGAAGAACCACAAAAACCAAUAAUUCUUCCUGAAGAAGAAACAUCUCAUAUUCCAUCUUUGGAAUCUGUUUUGCCGGAAGAAAAACCGACUGAGGGUACAACGGAAUCUGUUACAUCAGAACAGCCUGAAAUAUCGAGCGAACAACCAGGAAAAGUCACAACUGAACUAUUCGGACAGGAGGAACAAACUCAGAAACCAAUCACUGAGGAACAGCCGGAAAUACACGAAAGAAAGGAGACUGAAACAUCCAGUCCUGCAAUCAGUGAGGAAUCUUCUAUAAUUCCUGAAAUUUCUAAAGGACCAAUUGAAGAUGGUAUCAGUAAGACAACCGAAACUGCAGGAAGUGAAGGUACGACGAUAUCAGUAUUAAUUUCUGAGGCAUCAACUGAACUGCCUGGAUUUGAAGAGCCUACGAAGCACGAAAUUUCCAUCGAGAAAGAAAUUACACCUGUGACCGAAUCUUUGGAAACAGAGCAACCGGAAAUACAAGAACAAGUCACGCAACCAUCAAUAAAGGAAGAAACACCAAUUAAGGAAAAAGGUGAAACGGAAAGUCCAGUUGUAAUAUCCACGGAAGAAAGUAUUACUUCUGGAAUAUCUGAAGUACCGAUUAUCACGGAACAACCACCGAAAUCUGAAGAAGAAGAAAUUAUUCAAAAAACGAUGACAGAGGUGCCGAAACAUGAAGAAAAAGAGGAAUAUUCGACGGUUGUUCCAAAAGAAAUACCUGAGGUAACUACUAGAAUACCGCUAAAGGAAGUACCUCAAUAUACAACAAGCAUUCCAGAAGAAACUUCUAUAGAAGGGGAAAGUACAUCGGAAAUCGCACCUCGCCCAUCAGGUAUUCCAGGAGAAGGUAAUUGUCUUGUUGAAGGACAAUCUUAUAGUAAUAAUUCGGCCGUUCCACCGGCAAAUGCGUGUCAGAUCAGUUGUCGUUGUAUCAGUAGCAUCGUACAAUGCGAACUCAUGCAAUGUCCUGCUCCGCCACCGCAUCAGUCAAAUUGUAUGCCAGUUUACACGAACGGAAACUCUUGCUGCCCCACGUAUGCUUGUGAUUCCACACCGACUGACGUAUUGGAAUCCGAUAGUCAUGUAAUCGAACCUCAUAUUUCUGGAGCGGAAGAAGAAAUUCAGAAGACUGUUUCGCCUGUAGAAAUAUCAACAGAAGUUGCAACAGAAUCAAGUACAUUAGCUGGUGAGAUUAGUACACCGGAGUUACGACCUGUGGAAAUCACUGUUCCUCCUGUUACUCCAUCUGAAGAAAUAGCAACUGAGAAGCAGCAGACUCUCAAACCUGUUGAAACGGAUUAUGAACAGCCAACUACAGUUGGACAACCUAUCGAGCAAUAUCCUAUCGAAGAACAUACCAUUAGCCAGAUACCUGAGACAUCACAAGAGUCCGCCAGUCAAAUACCUGAAGAAGAACAUACUGUGUCAUCAAUUGCGCCAGAAGAAACUACCGAAGGUAAAGUUAGCAAAGAAGGAAUAACAGAAUUAACAAUUUCGACUGAGCAACCGCAGGAGGAGACUGGGGAAAAACAGACUUCUGUUAGUAGCGAAGUAAUUACUUCCACGCAUGUACCUGUGGAACAGGAAUCUCACAGCAUUGUUACAGUUCCUACUGUAACAGAAGAGAAAGAAACUUCUGGUCCUAUUGAAGUAGAAGAAAUUUCAACACCUACUGAAAAAGAAGAAGUUACGACUAUAACAGCUGGUAAAGCUGAAGAAACUAUUACACCGACCAAAGAGCCAGAGAUACCCAAUGAGGAAAAAGGUAUCGAAGAACAAUCUACGCUUAAACCAAUUGAAGGAAUUGAAAAGGAACAACCAGAAGAAGUAAAGCCAAUUUCUGAGGAACCCGAAACAUCUACGAAACCGGAAGAAAUUGUGACGGAAAAACCAGAAAUUCCCGAAGAACAAAAAACUAUCGAACCAAUCGAAUAUGAGGGUACUUCUGUUCCUGAAAUACAGUCGACGACUGAGCAUAUACCCGAAAGUGAAACUAAAUAUAAAGAGGAAAAAGAACACGAGACAGUCACAUUAACUGCUCAAACCGAAGAACCUGAAACCCAAACAAAAUUGCCUGGUAUUGUUCCAAGCGAAGUAGAAACACAGGAGCCAAUUAUACCUGCUGCUGAAUCGACAACAUUAAUACAUGAUCAUACAAUAAGCGAAGAGGUGCCGAUAAAGGAAUUUACGACCAUGAAAUCUGUAGAAAUUUCUACAGAAGAAAGCACGGAACCGAAAAUUUCAAUUCAAACUCCUGAAGAAGAGUAUGCUACUAUUGCUGUCUUGCCUGUUGAAACAGAAACGUCCAGCGAGGAAACGACUAAAUUAAUCGAAGAAUCUACUCCUGAAGUUUCCCAUGAAGAAACAUUGCCAGAAACAACAGAAAGUUCAACAGAAAAGCAAAUUACAGAACAUGCUGAAAAACAUACAGAACCAUCAAUUAUAGAACACGAAGAAGAACCGUUAGCCACAAAAUCACCCGAAGAAAAGCCACACGAAACUGAAUCUCCAGUUAGUACCGAGGAACCAGAGAAAAUUGAUAAAACUACUGAAGCAGAAGCAGAACACGAGAAGUCCACUGAAACUAGUGUGAUUCACGAAUCGGAAAGUACGCAAGUUUCAGUCGAAAAGCAUCCAGAAGUUACAUCCGAAAUUGAAUUUCAUACACCCGAAUUACCUGCUGAAGGAUACACCGAGGAAAUAUCAACAUCUACAUCUGUAGAAAAAGAAACAGGCGAGCAACCCACUGAACCGAUUAUAAAGGAAACUGAGCCAAGUCUGAGCGAAGCGGGAACUAAACAGCCCAAUAUUCCGGAAUCUGAAACUCCAGCUGCAGAACACGUCACUGCUCCAGUCGUAGAGCAAACUCCGAAAUACGAAGAGUAUCCUAUUGAGGAACAAACUGUUGCUUCUCCGAGUUCCAGUGAAGAAAAGAUAACGGAAGGUAGCGUUUCGACAGAAGCGGUCACAUCAGUAACGAGUCAAGAGGAACAGGCAACUGAAAAGAGUGAAGAAGAACAGAAACCUGAAAUAGGAAUAACGGAAGAACCUGGUAAAGAAGAAUCAACUACGGUUAGAGAAUUAGUGGAAGCGGGUGAGAAAGAAACGGAAGAAGCUGUGACACCUACUAGUACUACAGAGGAGCAAAUCAAACAAGAAGAAAUUGAACCAGUUGUAAAAAUUCAUGAACCAAUGGAAACAACGAUUAUUCCAAAAGAACAGAUACCGGAAAAGGAAGGUCAAGUUACCGAGACUAGUAUACCAGUCCAUCCAGUGAGUGAAGAAGCGACAACCGUGGCAAAUUUGAUACCUGAAGAACAUUCAAUUAUACCGGUAAAGACAGAAGAAGAACAAAGUACCCAUGAACCUGAGUAUCAGACAACGUUAUCUAUCGGAGAAAAAGUAUCGAAGCCAGUCACCGAGAUUAGCGAGGUGGAGAAAAUUUCACCCGAAGAAGAAACCGUUACAGCUGAAAGUACGGAAAAGUCGGAAGAAUCCGUCACGAAACUCGAAGUAAGUUCAACGGAAAAGCCUGAGGAAGUUCCAGUUCAAACGGAAAAGCCUGAACCAGAACAGGAAACACAGCCGCCUGAACAAGGUGAAACUACUACGAAAGCAAUUGAAAGUGCAGUGACUAAAGAAAUAUUAUCAGAAGAAGUGGUUCCAGAAGUUACUCCAGUAGUUGAAGAGGAAUCAACUGAAGCUUCUGCAGCAGGUGAAGAAGUGGAAGCACAUUCUACCGAAUCCACUUCAGUUGAGACAACUUCCGUUCAUGAGGAAGAACAACCGCCGAUAACUAAAUUACAACCUGAAAGUCCUCUUCCUUCUGAGGGUGAAAUUCAGCCUGGUCAAGCUGAAGAAGGUGAGGAGGCUCAUUCAACUAUACCCGAAGAGAGUCAUCCGGGUAUAACUGAAGAACCCCAGUUUACUACAGAACAUGCACCCGAAGCACCUAUUACGAUAAAAACAGAUGAGCAGACAGAAAUAGAACCAGAAACUUCUUCAGAAACUGUUGCAACCGUUGAAGGUCCAAUCAAGGUUUCUGAUGCGAAACCAACUGAAUUGCCUGAGGCAACAGCUACUGUUGGAUCAGUAGUACCAGAAGAACCAGAAUCUCAGAUCCCGAUAAAGGAAUCGCCAGGCGAGGAACCUGUCAUAAAGACGCAGCCGAUACCCACGGAAUUAUCAACUGGAGAAAUUACGGAAGAGAUUCCGGAAGAGGAACCCAUUCAUCCGCAAGAAGGCGAAGAUCAAACUCACAUUGACUAUUUCCCGGAAGCUACUGUGAAACCAGAGACUGAUUAUAACUUCCACGAACAACGACCAGCGACCACUUUGGCUCCUCAUAUUCCGGAAUAUCCUGAUCAAACCGGAAUAUCGGGUGAAGACAAUUCUCACUUCCCCAUGUCUGGCUAUCCGAAUCCCGAUGACGAUUAUGGCGAGGAAGACUAUGGUGGACCGGGCACCUGCCGAUAUGGCGGCAAGGUUUACGUUUCGGCGCAACAGAUACCGAGGGACGACCCGUGCGACUUCUGUUUCUGCUUCAGGAGCGACAUCAUCUGUCUUCAACAAAGUUGUCCACCGCCUAUUCCAGGCUGCCACGAAGAACCGAUCAGCGGUUUCUGCUGUCCCAGAUACGAAUGUCCCGUAUCAAUGGCUACGGCUCUUAAUUUGACCACUACUACUACCACGACUACGACCACGUUACCACCGCACUUCCACGCGCAUGCUUAUAAGGGAGCCGCGAGACGUAGCGGCUGCCAGGUCCGUGGCCAGGCCUAUCGAGUGGGAGAGGUCAUUAAAUCAGCAUCUGGACCUUGCCUCCGUUGCAUUUGCGGAAGUGAUGGCAACAUGAGCUGCGACCCGCGAGUAUGCAGUCCGGAACCAAUGCUGAGGCAAAUGAUAGCCGCAACUACAGACGCCAAGAGGAGGAGAUGAGCCGCCGAGCUGGAACGCGGGAUUCAUCUCUACAAAAAAGCAUAUACAAGGGCGAAGAAGUUUACAACAGGAAAAAAUUCAGUGUUGUAUAAAAGUGAAUUAAAAUUAUUCUAAACUAUCUAAACGUCGCGCGGAACACAGACAAUUAUGUGCUUCGGCGAUCACGAACUGAGUGGCCAAAACGUAAACGUUUAUAUUAAUAAUAUUAUAUAUGUUAUAUAAAUAAAAAGAGAGAAAGAGUAAUAGAGCGAAGGAGAAAAGGAGAGAAAGAGAGAGAGAGAGAGAGAGAGAGAGAGAGAAAGAGAGAGGAGACAUACCGAUCGGAGAAUCUUAGGAGAUUAAUUAUAUAUC
This is a messenger RNA of Wasmannia auropunctata (little fire ant), 9296 nucleotides long. Its product is annotated as titin. The coding region runs from base 411 to 8945 and encodes 2844 amino acids. The transcript is spliced from 7 exons. Gene Ontology annotation, molecular function: protein binding. The record is from RefSeq and is a predicted model, not a curated record. NCBI's taxonomy places the organism in Eukaryota, Metazoa, Arthropoda, Insecta, Hymenoptera, Formicidae.